GCCCACAGUUUAAGAUAAACUUCACUUGGUGAAGGAAGUAUUAACUUUCAAAAAGGCACAGUUUAUUUGGUGUAAGACCAUAAAGCCAAACAAAAUCGAAUGACAUAACCAUUUGCCUAAAACCUGAGAACAAGCACUACCCUGUCCAUUGAAACAGGUUCUAUUCUAUCAGUCAGACAAGUUGCCAUACAGCAAUUAUCAUAAAAAAGAAAGAUGGAUAUGAUGCUAUCUGGGGGACAUAUUAUAUUGGUUAAUAGUACAUUAUUUCACAAUAUAUAAUUCAUUUCAUUAAAAUACAAUCUUUGCUUAGCCAAAAGUCUCCAGUUGAUUUAGUUGAGCACUGUUUCUUUUAUUUCGGAAGAAGGAGAAGAAAAAAACACAAGAAAGUAGAGUUCCAGUCAGAGACAUGGGUUCUGAUUUUGCUUCCUGGUGCAUUUACCUUUCUGUUCUUCUUGCUUUGAUGUCUGCACAAGCCGGUAAUGCCCGGAAAAUAACUCACAGACAACUUAAGGAGGAAGGUGGCAGCACAAAUUAUCUGCAGCAACCUUCCAACACCAUGGAUGGCCAUACUCAUCUAUUAGCCCACAUGGACCAUAUGGACCCUUCACUUAAUAUAUUCUUCAAGAUAGAUGACCUCAAGGUAGGCAAAACAAUGCCUGUCUACCUCCCCAGUAAAGACCUGUCUGCCUCUCCUCAUCUAUUAUCCAGGGAAGCAGCCAACUCCAUUCCUUUCUCAUCGAAACAACUCCCACAACUUCUGGAGUUCUUCUCAUUCUCUAAAGACUCUCGCCAAGCCAAAGCCAUGGAUUAUACACUUCGGCAAUGUGAACUUGAACCCACCAAAGGGGAGAUAAGGUUCUGUGCCACUUCCCUGGAAUCAAUGCUUGACUUUUCUCGUUCUGUCUUUGGCUCGGAUGCCCACCUUAAGGUUUUAACCACUACCGUCCUCAAAGAGCCGACCGUCUCUCUACAAAACUACACCAUUUUGGACAUGCCUAAACAGAUCCCCAGUUCCAGAAUCAUUGCAUGUCACAGUUUGCCAUAUCCUUAUGCAAUAUUCUACUGCCACAGCCAAAAGAAUGAAACCAGGCUGUUUCAGGUUUCAUUAGGAGCUGAGAAUGGAGACAGAGCGCAGGCUUCAGCUGUUUGCCACAUGGAUACCUCUCAAUGGGACCAUGAUCAUGUAUCUUUCCGUGUGCUCAAAAUCAAGCCUAGGUCCUCCCCAGUCUGUCACUUCCUCCCUCCAGAUAGUCUAGUGUGGGUGCCUUUGCCUGCUUGAAUGUACUGUACAGGCCUGGUUAGACUUCAAAGAUACUUAAUAAAGUGCAUACAUUAGCUACGUGCAAUAAUGUUACAAUCUGCAUUGAAUGAUGUUUAGCCACCAUUGUUGAUGUUUCUGUGUACUCUAUGUUCCUUCCUUCAGUACAUAAAUCAAAAGUUCUACCUAGAGUUAUUGCA
This is a messenger RNA of Theobroma cacao (cacao), 1458 nucleotides long. RefSeq names its product BURP domain-containing protein BNM2A-like. The record is from RefSeq and is a predicted model, not a curated record. Lineage: Eukaryota; Viridiplantae; Streptophyta; Magnoliopsida; Malvales; Malvaceae.